CAGAAACAGUUCGUCAACCACCUCGGUAGCUUGCUGGCCAAAAUAGCCGAAAGAUUCAAGCUAAUUAUACGCUUUCGGUGUAUAUUAGCUACUGUGUUUUAGACACACCUCUGUCGUAUCUACUUGUUAACCUAUUUAUUUUCAUAUUACAUUAUUUUGUAUUAGUCAGCUAUAGUAGCUGGCUGAUUAAGUUAGCACUAGCCUAGUUGCUACUGCUAGCUAGCUAACAUCCCCGAACAUGAGCUCCCUAAACUACUCCCCUCCUGUUAAAGAAGAGGGGGUCCGCUGGACGGAGAAAGAAGCUCUGGGACUGAACAUUGUCGUGAAAGAGGAGAAGGAAGAGGAGGAUGUCACAGUAAAACAAGAAGUCGAGGCUGAGGCUGUUACAGUGAAAGAAGAGAAAUAUGUUUCAGUGAAAGAAGAGGAAGACUCGUUCAGAGUGAAAGAGGAAGAGGAUGUCACAGUAAAAGAAGAGGAGGAAGAGAAAGAGGAUGCAGUUUUUGGAGUGAAGAAGGAAGGGGAGAUUACUGUCACAUUGAAAGACGAAGAGGUGGAGAUAGGAGAUCUGAUUAACACCAGAGAGAGACCAGAUUCUCCCUCUGACAGCGGGAAGAGUCCUUCAGGGGAACCAGACCCAGGGAAGAGUCCUUCAGGGGAACCAGACCCAGGGAAUAGUCCGUCAGGGGAACCAGACCCAGGGAAGAGUCCUUCAGGGGAACCAGACCCAGGGAAGAGUCCUUCAUGGGAAUCAGACCCAGAGACGCCCAAAGCAACAGGAGGACAUCACUGCUCCCGCUGUGGAAAGAGUUUUACCAAGUUAGGGAGCCUGAAGAAACAUGAGAGGACACACACAGGAAAAAAGACUUUCCAAUGUUCCCAGUGUGGAAAAGGUUUUCUCUGGUUAUAUCACCUGAAUAGGCAUGAGAGGACACACACAGGGGAAAAACCUUUCCAAUGCUCCCAGUGUGGAAAGAGUUUUAACGAAUUGGGGUACCUAUUAAUACACAAGAGAAUACACUCUGGAGAGAAGCCUUACCAGUGCUCCAAAUGUGGAAUGACUUUUACCUGGUUAGGGAGCCUGAAAACACACGAGAGAAUACACACUGGAGAAAAUCCUUUCCAAUGUUCCCACUGUGGAAAGAAUUUUACUCAGUUAGGGAACCUAAAUCGACACAAGAGGACACACACAGGAGAGAAGCCUUACCAAUGCUCUCAGUGUGGAAAGAGUUUUAGGGGUUUAGUGAGCCUGAAACAGCAUAAGAGAAUACACACAGGAGAGAAGCCGUAUCACUGUUCCCAGUGUGGAAAGAGUUUUAGAUGGUUAGGGACCUUGAAAAUGCAUGAGAGGACACACACCGGAGAAAAACCGUACCAAUGCACCGUGUGUGGAAAGAGAUUUACCCAGUUAAAGUCCAUGAAAUUACAUGGGAGAAUACAUACAGGAGAGAAGCCUUACCACUGCUCCCACUGUGGAAUGGCUUUUACCUGGUUGGUAAACAUGAAAACUCACGAGAGAAUACACACAGGAGAGAAGCCUUAUCAAUGUUCCCAGUGUGGAAAGAAUUUUAGGGGUUUAGUGAACCUGAAACAGCAUGAGAGGACACACCCACAAGAAAAGCCUUACCAAUGCUCCCUGUGUGGAAAGUGUUUUACCAAGUUAGGGGGUCUGACAAGGCAUGAGAGGACACACACAGGAGGGGAUAAGACGUACCACUGCUCCCUGUGCGGAAAGACAUUUAACAGGUUAAGGCAUCUGAAUAAGCAUGAAAGAAUACAUACACAGGAGGAGAAGACAUACCACUGCUCUCAAUGUGAAAAGACAUUUUCCCAGUCAGAGGACCUGAAAUCACAUGAGAGAAUAGAGAGGCUGUGUUCUGACUUAUGUUUUUGACUUGAGAAUUUGUGUUUUUGUUUAUGCCGCAUUAAAUCAUAUUGUUUAUAUGAAGUCUUAAACAAAAAAGGUUUACUUUAAAAAAAAAAGUUUUGUAUACAAGUGUACAGGUUUCAGAACAUCUCAUAGUAAAAGGAGUCUAUCUCCUGUUUCUGGACAGGACUCUAGUCUAUAGAGUACCACAGUAUAGUAACAGGAGUCUAUCUCCUGUUUCUGUAGUGAGGCAGCUUGAUGUACUUCUCCUGGACAAGAUGGCUGUCUUAAUAUUUUACUGCUCCUCUUUAAUUAUUUGUUACUUUUAUUUCUUAUUCAUAUUCAUUUUUUGUUGUUGAUUAGGGCUUGUAAGUAAGCAUUUCACUGUAAGGUGCAUGUGUGUGUUCGGUGCAUGUGACAUAAUAUUAAGUUGUUAUAUAGAUUAAUGGAAUUUUGCAUUUCUUGAUUCCAGCCUUGAAACCUCUUGAAUUGGAUUUGUUAUAUGAUUUGGAUAUUGCUAAAUUAAUUUGAUUGGAUUCAGUUGCAGAUAAACAUAUUAGUACCAUUGUACUUUUUCUUAAACAAUUACCUAUUUCUUCUAAAAUAAGUUGAAAUUGAUGGUCUCCACACCUUAUAGUAUUUUCAACAUUGCAGAACCAAUACAUUUUUUGUUAACUUAAGUUUACAUUCGGCUAAUUCAGCCACACCCAUUGCUGACAGGUGUAUAAAAUCGAGCACACAGCAAUGCAAUCUCCAUAGACAAACAUUGGCAGUAGAAUGGCCUUACUGAAUUUCAACAUGGCACCGUCAUAGGAUGCCACCUUUCCAACAAGUCAG
Molecule: messenger RNA, 2701 nt
Organism: Oncorhynchus mykiss (rainbow trout)
Lineage: Eukaryota; Metazoa; Chordata; Actinopteri; Salmoniformes; Salmonidae
Biological process (GO): regulation of transcription by RNA polymerase II
Cellular component (GO): nucleus
Molecular function (GO): DNA-binding transcription factor activity, RNA polymerase II-specific; RNA polymerase II transcription regulatory region sequence-specific DNA binding
Source: RefSeq, a predicted model, not a curated record